AUGGGUGCAUUCUCUAGUGGUUUUGCUGCUAAAGCAUUUGCUCAAGCUCCUGCACCUAAUGAAUUUGGCCAGCCUGCGCAGAUGGGAGCAGGACAGCAAGCACUAGGAUCAGUCCUUCGUUCUUCUGGGCGGUCAAGACAGUUUGGCGCUGGUUUAAUUGGUGGCUUUGCUAGUGCUAGUUCGAUGGAUGGCUUUUCAAGAGCCACCACUGGUGGCGGGUUUGCUGUUGUCGCGAGUGGCGGUGGCUUCCCUAGUUUGGCCUCAAGUAGUGAUGGACUUGGUAGAUUUUUAAUGUGGCUUCAGGUGGCGGGGGAUUUGGUGGCGUGGCUUCAGGUGGCGGAGGUUUACAGGAGCUGGUGGUGUUGGAUUUGUUAUUAUUUUUUUGGGCAAAAAUGGUGGUGGAUUUGUUGCGGCAGACGAAAUGUUAGUAUUGGGAGAAGCUAGUCCAAUGAAGGCUAAGAGAAUUAUGAUCUUGCAGGCUUAUCAUAAAGUCUUUGGUUAGGCUAUCAACAGCAAAAUAUGUUGUUUUCUUUAGUAAGAGCAUAGAUAUUGGUGUUAGACAUGUAAUUUUGUCCAUAUAUAUAUAAAUGGAAAAUAAGAUAAUAAAAUAAC
Messenger RNA from Ricinus communis (castor bean), 612 nucleotides. Its product is annotated as nuclear pore complex protein NUP214-like. Gene Ontology annotation, molecular function: structural constituent of nuclear pore. Bases 1 to 444 code for a protein of 147 amino acids. The transcript has 2 exons. The record is from RefSeq and is a predicted model, not a curated record. Gene Ontology annotation, biological process: RNA export from nucleus. Lineage: Eukaryota; Viridiplantae; Streptophyta; Magnoliopsida; Malpighiales; Euphorbiaceae.